Molecule: messenger RNA, 2721 nt
Organism: Didymodactylos carnosus
Lineage: Eukaryota; Metazoa; Rotifera; Eurotatoria; Philodinida; Philodinidae
Source: the annotation of a GenBank genome assembly
AUGACACUGUUACACAUUUACUGUAACAUUUCGGGACAGUCCAUAUCGUUUUAUGUUGUGGAUAAUGCUUGUCGAAAUAUUGACUUGAUUAAUGCAUUGGAUCAUAUGUAUCCAGAUCGAUAUAAAUGUAUAAUAGAUAGAAAUGAAUUAAUGGAUAAAAUUGAAGAUUCAAAACAAAUAGCAAAUAGUCUGAACCAGAGACAAAUGUACAUUUUUAUUGUUGAUACAUUUGAUAAUGAUGAUUGUUUAUUCAAACGUGAUCAGGAUUUAUAUAUAAUCAGUUCAGAAUUAGUGUUAACAUGUGCCGAAAAGAAAAAAGACGUUCCCGUGCCCAAGUUAAAUCGUCCACUUUAUUGUGAACAUUUAUCGUCAGCUGUUAUUUGUUUUGUGGCUUUCCGUGAUCAAGAUAAAUUGCAACGUUUGUGUGAUUAUGUACAUUAUCUUGGUGGUAGUGUUAGAAAGGAUUAUUCUGAUAAAAUAACACACGUGGUGGCACAUGCAAAUUUGGGUGAAAAGUAUCUUACAGCAUUCAAUAUGGAACGUAGUGAAAUCGUCACAGAAGAAUUUCUAACAAAUUGUUGGCGUGAACGUAAUAAUCGUUCAUUUGAUCAUCGAACUACAGUUGAAAAAUAUCGAACAAAACCAUUUCAUAAUCUUCGAUUAUUCUUUUACGGUUCUACUAAUGAUGAUGAUAGACAAAAUAUGGAAAUGUUAACAUUACAGAAUGGUGGUUAUAUAACAUCUAAUUUGAAUGAUGCAACGCAUAUUGUUAUAUCGAAUGAUUGUGAAACAUCAUUUACAGAAACAUAUCCUGAUUACGUCAAACAACCAAGACAAUACUGUAUUAAAGCACAAUGGUUUUGGGAAUGUAUUUUACUAGUUGGAAAAGCUGAUGAAUCGGCCUAUCGAGCAUUUCCUCAUAAAAGUCAAGAUAUUAGUAUGCAAAAUACAAUCUCACCUUCAAUUACAUUUUGUUCAACACCACCUACCAUACAACCACAAAAUACUACUCGAAAACGUCGAGUACAACAUAGUGAAUUUGAUGGUAAUAAUGCAACACCACGUAAACGUCGAUCAACAGAGAAUAAUUUAGAAAAUAAUAACAGUUACAAUAAUACGUUUACAUCACCUAUAUUAAAUUUGAGUAAAUCAACGAUUGACGAUCCUAGUCCAGACAAGCGGAAAAAAGACAAUCGAUAUUUGAUUAUAAUGGAAUUAUAUGAAACAGAACGAAAUUACGUGACAAUGUUAAAAAGUAUCAUUUGUAUCUACAAAACUGAAGUUGAAAAAGAAUCUGAUAGAAAUGGACCGAUAUUAAAUCCAAUUGAAAGUUCCUUUUUAUUUGGUAAUAUCCAAGCAAUUUAUGAUUUACAUGUUGAAAUAUGUUCAAAAUUAGAGCACCUAAUAUCAUUAACAACACAAAGUGUUGGAGUAAUUUUUAUUGAUAAUUCUAUUAAAAUCUUGAAAGUAUAUGAACCAUACACAAAAUUUUAUGAUAAAACGGUGGAAACAAUACGUUAUCUAGAAAAAACGAAUACACGAUUUUAUGCAUAUUUAAAGAUUGCUCAACAUAGACAAGAACUUGGUAAACAACAAUUAAUCGAUUUAAUGAUUAGACCAGUUCAACGUCUGCCAAGUAUUUUAUUAUUGUUAGAAAGAUUAUUGAAAUACACACCAUCCUCUCAUAUGGAUCAUGAACCAUUAGCUAAAGCAAUUGAUAUAGUGAAAAAUAUUGCUAGAAAAUUAAAUGAAGAAAGAGGAAAAACUGAAAAUCAAGUAACAAUGUUUACAAUUGUGAAUAAUAUUGAUAAUUGUCCACCUGAAUUAUUGUCAGCACAUCGCCAUUAUAUAGACAAAUUUGAUUUGAUUGAAUUAUCACAAGAAUUGGGUGGAAAAGGAACACAUUUAACGUUAUUUUUAUUCUCUGACUGCAUUGAAAUUACAAAAGUACGAAAUAAUACAUGGAAAACAGUUAAACUUACAACAACAACAACACCACCGAACCGUACUGGUACUAUACGAACGCCAACUAAAACAGCAAAAUCAUAUAAACAUAUCGUAUUAGUACGAUUGAAUAAUGUCAAAGCUCUAUUCGAUAUUUCAUCGUCAUCGGUUGACAAUGAAAGUGAUGAUCAAUUGGGUAUGAUAUGUUCAAUUGAUGGAUUUGAACGCCGUCUCUUAUUUACACGUAUCAAUGAUGCAUUAUCAUUAGUUACAAAAAAUGAUAUUUUACAAACAUUAGCAAAAGCAAUAUCUGAAGAAAAAUGUCUUACAAAUACAGCGACAUUUAUUCAAACAAUCGAUUCUAGUGAAUUAUUUUUUCCAUCAUCUAUUUCAACAACGUCCACAACUUCACUAUCAUCAUUAGAAUAUUCCGCUUCAGUUACUAGUAAUACAACAUCAUUAUCGUCACGUAGUUCGAAUGCAUUAACUAAUGCUGUCAAGAGAUGUGCACACAAAGUGAACAAACGACUUAGUCGUGCACUCUCGUUCAGUCCAUCAUCAUCAACAAAUCGAAUGAAAAAAAGUGUCACACAAAUGUUAUCGAGUCCAUUCAAACCGUCAAAUGACAAUUUUAAUUCAAUGAAACGUUUAAGUAUACCCUAUAUGGAGGAUUCAUUUCAUUCUCCGGAUGAGAUGGAUGAACGAAUGGAUCAUCAAGGAAGAAGUGAAACGUCUACCCCAUUAGUGAUGCAAUCCAUCAAAGAGAGUAAAUUGUGA